UCACUCGCGCUCUGGAACCUUGGACCCCGUGUUCCCGGCCUUGCCCCCCUCUUCCCCUUGGUGCCGGAUCGGGGGGUUGUCAAGGCCGAGUUAGUCGUACAAAGUGUGCAAGUACUACAUAUUACAGCAUUUAAACAAAUGCACCGUCUAGAUCCUCGUGGCUUUUUCGCGGCGAUCCUUGAUCGACGUGUUCCCUUUUGUUUUUUUCUCUUUUGGGGAGUUUCUGGUUAUCUGCGAGAAAAUUUUCGAGAGACAAAAAAAUUUUUUUUUUUAUGCGAGGGGAUGAUGACCGGAGAACUCAUGUGACGAGAUGAGCAACGGCGAUUGGCUUGCCUGGAGAAGACGAGAAGAGAGACGACUUUUGCUUACGAUCGACAUGGCGAGGCAGCUUCCGAGUGGGAGGGCAUUUCUUGCAGCGAAGACGGCCUGCUGCUACACUACUACAUACCACGGCUGCGACGCAGACGUAUCUGCCAAUAUCGACGCUAUGGAGCGCGCACCAUAUAGCCCUCGCCGUCCGGUUCGCAUAGCGCAGGCACCGGUGGACACGCGCGUGCGCCCGCUCGCUCACGCUGCGCAUCAGGUAGUAACGGAUGCCCCUCUCGCUGCGAGGAGACGAGAGGCGCUAUUCGCCCGGCUCGUCGCGGCGGAGAGAGGCUGGUGCGAGCAGAACAGCACAACUCCGACCGUUGGAGGGCACGCUCUCGGGUAUGUGUGUGUAGGUAUGUUGUAUGUGCGUGCGUAUGCCUUAGCUGCUUACUGCUGCUGCUUCUCGUCGGCGGUGCUGCUGCCGGCGCGCCGCUAUUAUGACUGCCGCUGCUAUAGCAAGGUCGAGCGCACGGAGCAAGCGAGAAAGCCACCCCUCCGAGAGCAAAUCGGAGCGAGACGCUGGCUUCACUUCUUACCUGUCCCCGGCCCGCACGAUUCGACGAGAGCAUCGUCAACCCAGACAGGUGGGCUCGCGGCCUCCACAUUCCCCCGGUACGGGAGUUGUCACUACUGCAGGGUUGGCUAAUGAGAAAGAGACCUCUCUUGAGAGCGAGGCCGUGCGCGGAUGAGUGCGUGUGUGUGGGGGGAGGAGGCGUGCGGACGGAGUGUGACGUGGUCCCGUUCGAUCAAGAGGAAAUGUUCUCUUUG
Messenger RNA from Durotheca rogersii, 1137 nucleotides. RefSeq lists its product as uncharacterized. Lineage: Eukaryota; Fungi; Ascomycota; Sordariomycetes; Xylariales; Xylariaceae. The transcript has a single exon. The record is from RefSeq and is a predicted model, not a curated record. The coding region runs from base 311 to 1015 and encodes 234 amino acids.